Messenger RNA from Lates calcarifer (barramundi perch), 1974 nucleotides. RefSeq names its product NEDD4 binding protein 2-like 2 (gene n4bp2l2). The coding region runs from base 154 to 1665 and encodes 503 amino acids. The transcript has 6 exons. Gene Ontology annotation, cellular component: nucleus. Gene Ontology annotation, molecular function: transcription corepressor activity. Lineage: Eukaryota; Metazoa; Chordata; Actinopteri; Centropomidae. Gene Ontology annotation, biological process: negative regulation of transcription by RNA polymerase II. The record is from RefSeq and is a predicted model, not a curated record.
UUACCCGGCCGUUAAUGAUGAUACGAAGAAGAAUGAUGUCACUUCCGUAAACACAAAGCGUUUGUAUUGUCUAACUGUGCCGGGUGAUUUUUUCCCCAUGUUUUUCCCCCCUUUAUUUGUGCAUCUUGGAUGUUUACGUAAUUUUUCACGUAGAUGUCUCAUACUGAAUCCUCCGGUGCGACCUCUCCUGACAUACAAAGCCCAUGUGUGGGUGUGGGUGAAAGUACUGAAGAUGGUAGAGAUGACUCUGCUGACAAAAACACUAAAUGUGUGAGCAGUGACUGCAGCAGUCCAGACAGCAGUGUGAGGGAGCGUGUGUUAAAGGAAGUAGGACUCACCAGCACCACAUUCAUUGGUCCUGCAUUUCCUCCAGAAGCAGUCACAAUUGAAGACACACUGAGUGAGUUUUACAAAGAGCUGGAGAAAAUCGAUACACCUGAUAGCACCAAUGGUAACCCAGGGAAACAACAUGAAGAUUUUAUUAAACUACCCACACCUCUUAAAAUAUCUACCAGCAAACAGACUCAGGAUGUAAACCAAGGGAAAAUCGUUAAUGCAAGCAAAUCUGCAGAAACGGACAGCUACCAGAAAAGCAGUGGACAAAAACUUCAAUCCUGGCCACACUGGUAUCAAAAUGAGCCGUACUUUCCCAGAAGGCCGAGAGCAGGCAUAGACGUGAGCUCUGGUAGAGCUGUUGCUGCUCAAAAUCAGUGGCAUUAUUCUCAACCACUGAACAGACCACCGAACCAAAGAUUACACAGACCCCCAUUCCAUCACCCACCACCACCAUCUGCAUUCCCAAAUGCACAAAAUCUGCCACCACAUGUGAAUCCCAACUGGAGCGCUUCAGGCAUUGCAUUGGUGUCGCAUCUUCCAACAUUUUCUCGCUUGCCAUCUCCAAAUGAAUACAGCCCCCCCACUCAGGGAUAUUAUGGAGAUUAUCCACGUCACUUUGACAGGGAUGAACGGGGUUGUAGCUAUGAUGCAUACUCAAAUAAUGUAAAUGUAAGAUGGUCUAGAGAUAGAGAAGAAGAUCGGCCUCAGCUUGAUGAAGAGGAUGACAGGCACCAGAGAUUUGAUUCAGAAAAUGAACUCUGGGAGCAACAGCAUCACUGCCGGCCCCCCGAUAAUACUCAUGCAUGCCAUUCUUCCUUGGUGCUGAUCUUAAUGAGGGGCUUGCCAGGAUCUGGGAAAUCAACCCUGGCCAGGGAGCUGCUCUCCACUGGUCCCAGUGGGCUAAUACUGAGCACAGAUGACUACUUUGCCCACAAGGACGGCUACCGCUAUGAACCAGGCCUUCUAGGAGUGGCACAUGAAUGGAACCAGAGCAGAGCUAAAGGUGCUAUGCAUGAUCGCCGGUCUCCAAUUAUCAUAGAUAAUACAAAUAUUCAAGCCUGGGAAAUGAAGCCAUAUGUCAAAAUGGCUUUGGAGAGAGGAUACAGAGUAGACUUUUGUGAACCUGACACCAGCUGGAAGUUGGAUCCUUAUGAGCUGGAGAAGAGGAACAAGCAUGGUGUUCCCCAGGAGAAGAUCACUCAGAUGCUGGAUCGCUUUUCAUCUCCCGUAUCCAUAGACAUUGUCAUGAGUUCACAAGAGCCGCCUCACGUGCACCAGAGGCGUCGGCCAGAGCAGCCACAGAGGAUGAGGAGAAACAGAGAUUUCUAGAGAUUUUUAGUUAAUACAGGGAUUUAACCAGCCAAAUACUUUGCCUUGAAGAACAACAUUUUUGUAAUUGUGUAAAAAUUGUUGCUGCUGUUUCUACACAAAUUUAAUAUAUAAUGUUGUAUGCUGUAAAUUUGUGUAAAGAGAGAACAAACAUAUUUUCUCUGAAGACAUUUUCAUUGUUUAAUUGUCAUGUGUCAUAUCUUCUCUGGUAAAAGUCAAAUCUGCAUUAUUUUUGUAAUUUGUAUUUAAUGACUGAUAUUUUAGACUUGCAUUUUGUGGGUUCAUUAAAAUAUGCAACAACAUGGAGAA